AUGGUGUUGAACGGCAAGGUCGCACUAAUCGCAGGAGGAGUGAAGAACCUCGGAGCCGAAUCAGCUCGGGAGCUUGCUGAGGCGGGUGCCGACCUGGCUCUUCACUACAACUCCGCAAGCAGCAAAAGCAAUGCCGCUGAGCUAGAGACACAACUGAAGCAGAAGUACCCGAAUUUGAAGGUCGCAUUCUAUCAAGGUGACCUGACCACGGCAGGCGCUGUGGAGAAAUUGUUUCAAUCGGUGCUUAAGGACUUUGGCAAAAUCGACAUCGUCAUCAAUACGGUGGGCAAGGUGCUGAAGAAGCCCAUCACUGAGAUCUCCGAAGAGGAAUAUGACUCUAUGUUCGCUGGCGCAGCAUCAACUCCAAGGCUGCUUUUUUUCAUACUCAAGUCGGCGGCCGCCCACAUUGCCGAUGAUGGCAAAAUCAUCUCCAUCGUCACAGCUCUUCUAGGAGCUUUCACCGGGUUCUACACCUCGUACGCCGGGUCAAAGGCGCCCGUCGAGCACUUCACCCGAGGCGUCUGCAAGGAGCUGCAGGCGCGACGUGUGAGCGUGAACAACGUGGCUCCCGGGCCGAUGGAUACGCCCUUCUUCUACCCACAAGAGUCACCUGAGGCCGUCGAGUUCCACAAGAGCAACGGCAUGGGCAACCGCUUAACAAUGGUGCAGGACAUUGCCCCUUUGAUUCGCUUCCUCUGCACUGACGGCAAGUGGAUUACUGGGCAGACUAUUUUCGCCAACGGAGGAUACACCACCCGUUAA
This is a messenger RNA of Penicillium atrosanguineum, 762 nucleotides long. RefSeq lists its product as uncharacterized. The record is from RefSeq and is a predicted model, not a curated record. Bases 1 to 762 code for a protein of 253 amino acids. Lineage: Eukaryota; Fungi; Ascomycota; Eurotiomycetes; Eurotiales; Aspergillaceae. The transcript has 3 exons.